This is a messenger RNA of Nicrophorus vespilloides, 664 nucleotides long. RefSeq names its product pleckstrin homology domain-containing family J member 1-like. Gene Ontology annotation, biological process: retrograde transport, endosome to Golgi; endosome organization; receptor recycling. Gene Ontology annotation, cellular component: recycling endosome; early endosome; trans-Golgi network. Bases 68 to 613 code for a protein of 181 amino acids. The record is from RefSeq and is a predicted model, not a curated record. Lineage: Eukaryota; Metazoa; Arthropoda; Insecta; Coleoptera; Silphidae. The transcript has a single exon.
AAUCCUGAUUUAACGUCAAACUGACAGCUGUGAUAGUUUUCUUUUGAUUUUAUAAAUAAAAAUAGUGAUGAGAUUCAAUGAUUGGGAAUUAAUAAAAGUAUCCAAAGGUACACCUGUAGUUGAAGGGAUACUACAGUACAUGAAACCCCAGGGCAAGGAUUGGUACCAACGUCCAUACAAGGAGAGAGUAUUUAAAUUGGUCAACAAUUUGCUCUUCUAUUAUCGUACCAAUGAGUUGGAUGAACCACUUGGAUUGUUGGUACUGGAAAAUGUUCAAGUUGCUUAUGAGAUGCCAGGACCAGCUUUUGCGUUUUCACUAAACUUUAGUGAUGGUAAACAUGUGUUUGCAUGUAGAUGUCUGGAUGAUUUAAACAAAUGGAUAACAUCACUAAAAAUGGCAUCAUAUGAAUAUUGGAAAUCACUACACACCUUAUUGAGUACAAAAAUAUCAAUGAAGAGAGGCAAGAGGAUAGAGGAAAGGAAACCUGAUAGUCAAAGAAUAGUAAAUAAAAUUAGUUCAACAUCAACAAUAUUUUAUACCCAAGCUGAAAGCUCUAUUUCAAUAAACACAACCAGUAGCAAUGUAAAAGUAGAAAAUUUGAUUGAAUUAUGACUUUUAUAAAAUUAUUAAAAUAAAAAAUAUAUAAAACUCAAAUUGUUUUCA